CUUUUCUUUUCCUUUUAUACAAAAAAAAAAAAGAAUGUCUGUUGUUGAUGCUCCCAUUACUAUUUCCCCUUCCCAAAAAAACCAAAUUAAAGCAUGGUGGAAAAAAGUAAAACUAAAUAAUCCUAAUUUCCAAGAUUUAAAGAUGUCAGCAGUUGACGGUAGAGGCGUGUUUGGCAUUUCACUAUUAGAAUCUGUAGGGUAUGCACAUUCCCGCAUUUCCUACAUUGAUGACAAGACAGGUAACCAAUGUAACGGUUACAUUCCCAUAAUCAUUGCGAAAUGUGGGGCGUAUUUGAAAGACGGAGCAUUAUCCACAGAAGGCAUUUUUCGAUUAUCAGGUAAUGCAAAGCGAAUAUCAAUGCUGCAGACUAUUUUUGAUUCACCUCAUGAUGGAUAUGGUUUACAACUUGAUUGGAGCGGUUAUACCGUUCAUGAUGCAUCCAAUGUGAUGCGUCGAUUUCUUAAUUAUUUACCUGAACCCGUGAUUACUCUUCAAUACCAAGCUGCCUUUACAAAAGCUCUACAUGCGGAUACAAAUGUGGAAGAAAAAGUAAAAGCCUUUCAGGCCUUGAUUGAACAACUGCCGAUUUUGCAUCAAUACCUCUUGCUUUACCUGCUGGAUCUUUUGUGUCUAUUUUCUUUAUAUUCCGAAAAUACAAGAAUGGACCUGUCGUCAUUAGCAACUGCAUUUGCUCCAGCUAUACUAUCAGACCCAAAUGAUGCAAUGAACCCUUCAAGAUACAAAGAAGCACAGAAAGUUCUGGAGUUUCUGAUCGAACAUCAAACUAAAUUUUCAAUGCCGAGAACCCUAAAGUCGAAUGACGAUCCAUCAUCUCAUCACUCUAGAUCACAACAAGAACUACGACGUCACAAUAGCAUGGAUAUUGAGCUAAGCAAAAGGCAUCCCUAUUCCCAAGCAUCAUCGCAUUCGGUAUCUGACCUGUCUGCUACGGCCAGACCUGCAUCAUCCAAUACCGUCAUUUCUCUACCAAUGAUGCAGCCUACCUUGAAGCGAUCCAAAACCGUACCUAGCAAAAGAGAAAAGAAUCCGGUAUAUGAUGAGCCUCAGCAAAUGGUUAUUUUAAAUAACAGUAGCAAUGCAUCAAGUAAGUUGGGGGGGAGGGAUAGAUGAAUCUUAUACUUUUUUUAGCUGAUAUGUACCCUUAUUGCAGUAAAUAGUCAAUCCCGGAAUAUCGGUCGAUGGAAAUCAAUUAAAAGAAUUGUAAAAGAAGAUCAUCCACAAGCAGCAAACUUACCAGAAUAAAAAGAAGGGGACAAAUCCCUUCACACACACACACACUGUAUUCUUUUUGUAACCUUUCUUUUCUGUCCUUUUUCCCUGUUUCUCCCUCCCUUUGUAUCCCCUCUAACUAUCCCAUAUAUAUAUAUAUAUGCAAUAAUAAAAAUAAAAAAUCUGUUUAGUGAUCUAGUCACUUUUUUUUUUCCUUUGAGAAAAAAAAAAGGAUGGUAAUACAAAAGACAGCAGGGUCCAUACCAAUAGAUUACUAAG
This is a messenger RNA of Mucor mucedo, 1510 nucleotides long. RefSeq names its product Rho GTPase activation protein. Gene Ontology annotation, cellular component: cell cortex. The coding region runs from base 35 to 1132 and encodes 365 amino acids. The record is from RefSeq and is a predicted model, not a curated record. Gene Ontology annotation, biological process: signal transduction; regulation of fungal-type cell wall organization; activation of GTPase activity. Gene Ontology annotation, molecular function: GTPase activator activity. Lineage: Eukaryota; Fungi; Mucoromycota; Mucoromycetes; Mucorales; Mucoraceae. The transcript is spliced from 6 exons.